GCAGAGCAAAGUUCCAUCACUUCACUUCAGCGGUUCAGCAGAGCAGUUCAGCAGAGAAGGUUCACUCAUGGCUUACUCUACAGGAGUUAAUUAUUUGCUACCAGAACUGAACAUGUUCAGAAUGGUGCAGUAUGGUUUAAGAAACAUAUCAACAGAUAUACAGUACAUCAAGGAGAUGAUCUCUCAGCAAGGGCGAGAGCACCAGAGAAGGUGUGAGAGGGUUCAGGUUCGCACAAGUUACGGGGAGCAUCUGCUUGAACCUGGGAGGAUGUACAGACUGAAGGAGAGGAGACACUGUGGAACAGAAACGGCUUUUUGGAAGGAACAGAUGAUUGAAGCUGUUGAAAGGGUGGAGGAGCAGCUAGCAGAAACACAAAAAAAGCUCAUGCAAAAGGAAUGCAUCCAGAGGCUCAGGGACCAAAAGCAGAAGCUGCAGGAAGAGCUUAAAGAGGAACGCAGAAAGGUGGAGAGUAGGGACAUUGGGAUGAAACAGUUGACAAACUAUAUUGUGAGAAUGGAAGCAGAAGUCCAGUGCACGUGGGCCGAGGCAAAUGAGUGCAUCCAGAAACUCAGGGAGGACAGACGGAAGCUGAAGGAUGAGCUGGCGUAUAAGGAUAAAGAGCUAGAGAUGACCAGAGAGAAGCUGAUGAAAGAACGGGUGGAGGUAGAGACCAUGAGGAAGAUAUUGGAUGAGCUCCGCUCCAAAACUCAGGAAGAAACUGACCAGUGUAGGGAUAGGACGAAGCAGAUGGGGCUGGAGCAGGAAUAUAAAAUGCAGAAGGUGGAGGAGCAGGAAAAUGAAAUGCAGACAUGGGAGGAGCUUGAGCAGGAAUAUAAAAUGCCGACGUUGGAGGAAGAGGAGCAGGAAUAUGCAAUGCAGAAGUUGGAGGAGCUGGAGCAGGAGCUGAAGCAGGAAUAUGCAAGGCAGAAGGCGGAGGAGUUGGAGAAGGAAUUUAAAAUGCCGACGUUGGAGGAAGAGGAGCAGGAAUAUGCAAUGCAGAAGUUGGAGGAGCUGGAGCAGGAGCUGAAGCAGGAAUAUGCAAGGCAGAAGGCGGAGGAGCUGGAGAAGGAAUUUAAAAUGCCGACGUUGGAGGAAGAGGAGCAGGAAUAUGCAAUGCAGAAGUUGGAGGAGCUGGAGCAGGAGCUGAAGCGGGAAUAUGCAAGGCAGAAGGCGGAGGAGCUGGAGCAGGAAUUUAAAAUGCCGACGUUGGAGGAACUGGAGCAGGAGCUGAAGCAGGAAAAUGAAAUACUGAGAGGUCCGCCAGAGAGACAGAAGAAGAUGGAGACCAUUAAGGAUGAGAAUGAUAAGAGCACAAAGAAGAGAAGUUUCUGGAAAAGGCUGAGUAAGAUGUUCAAAAGAUUGGGAGGAGGUGGGUGCGAGACACGGAGGUAGAGAGGAAGUGACGGGAGGAGCGCGGGAGGAGUAAGGACGUGGAUCAAGCUCCCAAAAUUAGGUUAUAUACAUAGCUCCCACUUACAGAGUUGAGCUGUUAUAAUCGAAACUUAGAGCGAGGAUGACGCCCGCUCCCUCGCCCCAACGCGCGCGACCGCAGCGACGACGCCUUCGCCCACACCCCCACUCCCAUUCCCCAUCCCAAAAAAAUUACGGAGGAGGAGAUAAAUCCUCAUUGCGAAUCAGGACAAAGUCAGAGAAUGUAUAGAAUUACAAUAAAUUCUUUUUGAAUCAAAA
Astyanax mexicanus (Mexican tetra) is the source of this 1690-nucleotide messenger RNA. Its product is annotated as trichohyalin-like. The transcript has a single exon. Lineage: Eukaryota; Metazoa; Chordata; Actinopteri; Characiformes; Acestrorhamphidae. The coding region runs from base 68 to 1393 and encodes 441 amino acids. The record is from RefSeq and is a predicted model, not a curated record.